UGCAGGCUUGGCUAAGUCUUAUUAAAAUUUUUAAUUUUUAAUUUUACUUUUACUUUCAUUUUGUGUAAGGUCAUUCUACUUCCUUGUGAAAAAACCCAACCGUGUGCAGUAAUACUCUCGCUCACUCUAGCCUCUAGUCUCUACUUGCGAGCCCAAGCAGCAGCAGUAGCACUACAACACGAGGACAUAGCAGUCACUCGAACAAUUUUUCAGUGAACAAUAGUUCUGAUAAUUGUUCACAAAAUGUUCAAGUUUCGACUUUUGGUAGUCGUAUUAAGUGCAGCUGUUGCUUCAAUAAGCGUCGAAGCUAAGCCAGCCUGUCACUGCCCUGUUUCACACGACUUGAGGCCCUUGUGUGCAAGUAAUGGAGAAUCUUACUCUAAUGAUGAUGCGUUUGAGUGUGCUAAAAAAUGUCAUCGUAUAAGUCAUGAUGUUGUAAAAGUUCACGAUUGGUAUUGCCCGGCAAAUGGGCAAACGCAUUUCACGACUCAUAGCCCAAAAAACCUCGGACCUCAGCCAAUCCCUGAUUCAAGGAACUGCGAAUGUUUUCAUUAUCACAUCUACGAUCCUUUGUGUGCAAGUGAUGGCAAAUCUUACGCAAAUGAUGGGGAGCUUGAGUGUGACAAAAAAUGUCAUGGCACAAGUCAUGAUGUUGUAAAAGUUCACGAUGGAAAAUGCCUAGAAAAUGAGAAAAAAGGGUCGGCAUUAGGAGAAACGCAGUCGACGGACUGUUUCUGUCCAGUCACAGCAAAUUACGCGCCUUUUUGUGCAAGUAAUGGAGAAUCUUACGUUAAUGCAGGGUCGCUGGAGUGCGACAAAAAAUGUCAUCGUACAAGUCAUGAUGUUGUAAAAGUUCACGAUGGAAAUUGCAAGGCUUUUGAACCUGAGAUAUACCCUAGUUACGAGAAGUGUCAGUGCGAUCACGUAUACGUCAACGAUCCUCUGUGUGCAAGUGAUGGGAAAACUUACGAUAAUGAAGGGGAGCUGCAGUGUCACAAAAAGUGUUACGAUAAGAGGAACGAUAUUUUUAUAGUUCAUCGCGGACGUUGUAAUGUAAAUCUUGAUCCAGUGUACCCAGUGGAACCAGUUUACCCAGUUGAACCUUACCCAGUUGAACCUUACCCAGUUCAACCUUACCCAGUUCAACCUUACCCAAUUCAACCAGACAAGUGCCAGUGCUCUCAUGUAUUUGUCAGCGACCCUGUGUGUGGAAGCAAUGGAGAAACCUACGAAAAUUCGUUGGAAUUGGAGUGUGAUAAAAAAUGUCACAACAAGAAUGAUCUUGUAGUAGCUUAUCGUGGACGUUGCAAUAUGAGUAGCCCACCAGUAUAUCUACAUAAAUAA
Molecule: messenger RNA, 1344 nt
Organism: Trichogramma pretiosum
Lineage: Eukaryota; Metazoa; Arthropoda; Insecta; Hymenoptera; Trichogrammatidae
Product: serine protease inhibitor dipetalogastin-like
Exons: 7
Coding region: 244-1344 (366 amino acids)
Molecular function (GO): protein binding; serine-type endopeptidase inhibitor activity
Source: RefSeq, a predicted model, not a curated record